This is a messenger RNA of Heterocephalus glaber (naked mole-rat), 4254 nucleotides long. It is a transcript of the gene Ppp2r5c, whose product is annotated as protein phosphatase 2 regulatory subunit B'gamma. NCBI's taxonomy places the organism in Eukaryota, Metazoa, Chordata, Mammalia, Rodentia, Bathyergidae. The record is from RefSeq and is a predicted model, not a curated record. Gene Ontology annotation, molecular function: protein phosphatase activator activity. Gene Ontology annotation, cellular component: cytosol; protein phosphatase type 2A complex; nucleus. Gene Ontology annotation, biological process: signal transduction; protein dephosphorylation.
CGCAGCCUCCGAGAGCCCGGAGAAGGAGAAGCGGGAGCGAGCGAACGACUCCGUCCCCGGGCGGCGGCUGCAGCGGCCCGGGGGGUGCGGCGGCCGGGGCAGGGGCGGGCGGCGGGGGCAGCCCGCACCAGCCAUGCCGAAUAAAAACAAGAAGGAGAAAGAUCCACCAAAAGCAGGGAAAAGUGGGAAGAGUUCAAAAGAAGGACAAGACACAGAAUCAGAGCAAAUUUCCAGCAGAAAAAACAGCGCUGUGGCUGUCCAGUCUUCAACAUCUGCUAAAAUAAAAGUACCACCCCCUCCUCAGCCCAUGGCGAAGAAAGACAAACGGCAGAAUUCAUCACGGUUUAAUGCCAGUAGUAAUAGAGAACUGCAAAAGCUACCAUCUUUGAAAGAUGUUCCUCCUGCGGAUCAAGAAAAGCUUUUUACCCAGAAGUUACGUCAGUGUUGCGUCCUCUUUGACUUUGUUUCUGACCCACUGAGUGACCUCAAGUGGAAGGAAGUGAAACGAGCUGCUUUAAGUGAAAUGGUGGAAUACAUCACCCAUAAUCGGAAUGUGAUCACGGAGCCUAUUUAUCCAGAAGUAGUCCACAUGUUUGCAGUUAACAUGUUUCGAACAUUGCCGCCUUCCUCCAACCCUACGGGAGCAGAAUUUGACCCUGAGGAAGACGAGCCAACGUUAGAAGCAGCCUGGCCUCAUCUGCAGCUUGUUUAUGAAUUUUUCUUAAGAUUUUUAGAGUCUCCCGAUUUCCAGCCUAAUAUAGCAAAGAAGUAUAUUGAUCAGAAGUUUGUGUUGCAGCUUUUAGAGCUCUUUGACAGCGAGGAUCCGAGAGAGAGAGAUUUUCUUAAAACCACCCUUCACAGAAUCUAUGGGAAGUUCCUAGGCCUGAGAGCUUACAUCAGGAAACAGAUAAAUAAUAUAUUUUAUAGGUUUAUUUAUGAAACAGAGCAUCACAAUGGCAUAGCAGAGUUACUGGAGAUACUGGGAAGUAUAAUUAAUGGAUUUGCCUUACCGUUAAAAGAAGAGCACAAGAUUUUCUUAUUGAAGGUGUUACUGCCUUUGCACAAGGUGAAAUCACUGAGUGUCUACCACCCCCAGCUGGCCUACUGUGUCGUGCAGUUUCUGGAGAAGGACAGCACCCUCACCGAGCCAGUGGUCAUGGCACUUCUCAAAUACUGGCCAAAGACUCACAGUCCGAAAGAAGUAAUGUUCUUAAAUGAAUUAGAAGAAAUUUUAGAUGUCAUCGAGCCGUCCGAAUUCGUGAAGAUCAUGGAGCCUCUUUUCCGACAAUUAGCCAAAUGUGUUUCCAGCCCGCACUUCCAGGUGGCAGAGCGAGCGCUGUAUUACUGGAACAAUGAAUACAUUAUGAGCUUAAUCAGUGACAACGCAGCAAAGAUCCUGCCCAUCAUGUUUCCAUCCCUAUACCGCAACUCCAAGACCCAUUGGAACAAGACGAUACAUGGCUUGAUAUACAACGCCCUGAAACUCUUCAUGGAAAUGAACCAGAAGCUAUUUGAUGACUGCACCCAACAGUUUAAAGCAGAGAAACUGAAAGAGAAGCUAAAAAUGAAAGAGCGAGAAGAAGCAUGGGUUAAAAUAGAAAAUCUAGCCAAAGCGAAUCCCCAGUACACAGUGUAUAGCCAAGCCAGCACCAUGAGCAUGCCGGUUGCAAUGGAGACAGAUGGGCCUCUGUUUGAAGAUGUGCAGAUGCUGAGAAAGACAGUGAACGACGAGGCUCGUCAGGCGCAGAAAGAUCCGAAGAAGGACCGUCCCCUUGCGCGCCGCAAGUCCGAGCUGCCUCAGGACCCCCACACCAAGAAGGCCUUGGAAGCUCACUGCAGAGCCGACGAGCUGGUCUCGCAGGGUGGGCCCUAGCCUCGGGGCGGUGGCCGGCCUGCCCGCUCCUGGUUCUGUAGAAAGUCCAUACUGUCUGCGCCGUACCAUCAGUCACUCAGAGUCAGAGCUUCCUCCAGCCCCGUUCUGUAGGCAAUAACGCGUGUCUGCCUCAGCUCAGAUUAGGUGUUCAAACAAUGGUGGCUUCUCGGACCCCGGCAGCCGAGCUAGUGGAUGGCGGCAUUCUCACCGUGUCCUCAGCACCCCAGCACGGCGCUAAGUAAGCCGGUUUCCCAAAAUCAGAGCUCUAGGAAAGCACCCUGGUCCUCAUCUUCAUGUUCUACCCAAACGGAAUCUGUGAUCCUUUAAAAUAGGUGGUUCUAGAUAACAUCGAUGUUUUUCAAAUCAGAGGAACAGUUUUAAAAAGUAUUGCCUAUUUUUUAAGACUUUACAACCUUUGAAAUUGUUUCCACGUGACUGUCAUGCCUGCAGUUUUUGUUUAAUCUCACAGAAAUGGCUCUUGCUUUCAUGUUGUCACAGCCUUCUGGGAAGUGAUGUGACAAUGAGCGGCCGCCGCACCUGUGAGGUGUCCUUUACUGUGGUCAGUGGCGUGCGCGCCAUGUCCUACUUCUCUUGCAUCUACCGAAAGCCAUAUUUCCAGGUCUCCGGUACAGCACCAGGAUUCCAAGAGUAAGCUUACAGAAGGGGUUUAUUUUUAAAAGCUUUCUGUAUCUAUCUACCUUGACUUGAAUUGGAGUUGUAAAAUUAUGUGUUCGUAUUUUUAUUCGGAGAAUCAACUUUCAUCUCCUUACACUGUUGCCCUUCAACAAGGCUCCUAAAUCAAUAAAAUUAUAGUCUAAGAAUUCCACAUUUUGUAGAAAGUUAGGGCAAGACCAUUUUGCGCUAAGCCAGUUCUUGGCCUGAUGCAGACUGCAGAUGCCUUGGGGUGGAAAGUAGCAGAAACGGCCCCGUGGGGCCACGGGCCCUGCUGUGACUUGGUCUGAGGCUUUGAGGAAGCUGGGGGCUGGCGCUGAGCGAGCCUCCCUGUGAGGAAGCGCACAGGGCCCCAACCUCACGAGGAAACAGUGUCUGAGUUUUCAUCAGUCUUCAAAUGCUGCUAUAUAUUUCACAGGCUCCCUGCAUGGAUUAAGCUUUUGUUUUAGAUGGAGUAGCACGAGGAGAAAACCCUUUAAACUUAGUGCUUUGUCUACUCUUCAUUUCUCUCAGGGUGGCCAGUAUUUUGACUUAUUUAUCCUGCUUGAAAGCUACUUGAGAUGUGUACUGCUAUUCUAAACAGUGACUAGUUUCUUUUGUCUCUGGCAUAUAUAUAACUUAAUGUUAAAUGUCUUGAUGCAUAAGAGAUAAAAUGUGGCUUCUUUUAGGAUCUGAUUUUUAUUCGUGGUCUCGGGUAUCCAUGAAAAGAUUGUGAAAAUCAGACAUUGCUCCUUGUGCGGCUGCAGCGCCUGCUGCUGGGGUUCCUGUAGGUCCACUGACGACAACGCUUGUUUCCUUGUGUCCUGGAGGAAACUCAGCUCGGGGAGGGAAUUCCCGUGGCGAGAGCAGAGCAAGCACAAAAGGAAAGCAUUGCCCAGUGGAGGUGGACCAGUCAGUCCACUUGGUGAGGAGAACACUUCCUGAGAAACUUGACAGUAGCUAUCCAUUGUACCAUUAUGAAACCUAUGAUUUAAAAAUGUUUAGAUGCCUUCUCCUUUUGAAGGAAAAAGGGUGCUUUUUAUUGUAUAAAGCAGCGUCUUCUGUAUUUUGAUAUACCAUUGUUUGAACUUCUGUCCUUAGCUGGUAGGUUCUCAGAUAUCCCUGACCCGGAUGUCCGGUGUGUUGGUGAGAGAGAUUUCUGGGAAGCCUGUCCUUCUGCCCUCGGAAAAAGCAAGCUGUCAGGGUGGGGUGACUAUGUAACGCUCCACCUGUCAGAACAUCUUUCGGUCUAGGUUUUAUUUCUGCUCUUUAUUGAAGACAAACAUUCACCAAUAAGGGAAAAGGAAAAACAGUUUUGAGAGAAACUCAUUUUCUUUGACAAGAGUAUUACUUACUUUUUUGGCCUAUUAAAAUUUCCUCAUUAGUACUCAGAUUCCCUGUGCUGACUGUUCGACUUCCAUGUUAUUAGAGAGGGACACUGUUUACUCUGUACCGAACUGAUCUCCAAAGUCCUGCAUUGAAAAUAAACUGGUGACUGUUUUUCUUCAUAAAGUCCUGCGUGGCAUCUUCACUCUUUCCCAACGCAUCUGUACACCAGAAAUGUCACAGUUCCCAGUGUCUUUUUAGUGUGGCUUUAGUAUGGCUUCCUUUUACUAUUGUACAUACAUUGUAUCUUUGUUUUAUGGUAAUAAGUAAUAAAAAUGUAGACUUCAUAUUUUGUACAAAAUGUCCUAUGUACAGAAUAAAAAAGUUCAUAGAAACAGCAAAAA